GUCAAGUACAUAGAAUAAAAAGAGAAGAGAAGAAGAGAGAACGAAAACGAAGAGAACAUAAUAUGCGCUUAAAAAACAAAACAAUAUUCACUUUGGAGAUGACAAGUUCCAAUAAGUUUCCUUUAUAAACUCCAAAAUGACGAUCGAUAAAUUGUUACUGUAGCGGAAAUUUAAUUUUUGUGCGUUUUAUGUGUAGAAUCCGUAUAUUCAUUGUUCAUUUUUCGUUUCUGAAUUAAGUCGAUCUGAAUAUCAUUGUUUGAAAACAAAAAUGUGUUGAAAUAACUCUGGGAAAUAGUGUGUCUGAAAAUUAAUUCGGUGCAUGCCUAUUUGUAUGGAACGUUUUGUGUGUGAAUUGUGAGACAGUCUAAGGUGUUGAAAGACGGUGCGAACAAAAAUUGUGUUAAUGAUUUCGACAUGAUAAUAAAAGUUUUUAGCUGAUGAUCAGGUUGAUUUUUUUUCUUCAAAUCGAUCCUUAUGUAUCUGCUUUAAACAAAAGAUUUAGUGUAGAAUCACUUCGAUUUUUUCUCUUCCGGUUCGGCGACAACAAUUGAAAAAAGAAAAGAGAAAAAGGAAAGCAUAAUCCAUAAAGAGUACAACAUUCAUUCGUUACAGCGUUUAUUGAAAUUGAGUGGGAGAAAUCAACUGGAACGAGGAUUCUAAAUACUACGCAGUUUGUAUAGUGAAGCAAUGUGAAAUAUUUCGAUCAGAUGAAAGAAAUAGAUUUUUUUGCAUGUUUUCAAUUGUCUUGAUUCAGGAUUGGUUGCUAUAAAAGUUACAGCAAUCACAAUUAUGUCUGAAUCUAGUUUGAAAUCAUUUCAUCUGAAGCAGCCCGAUGGCGACGAAGUGGAGCGAUCAAUUGAGUUUUUGGAUAAAGUGUUGUCGGAGUUUGAAGACCCCGACUCUUUGCCACACAUCGAACAAGAACCGGAAACACCGACACAGGGCAAUCAAUCUGAAGAUGAUGGAUACAUGAGCAUGAAUGGAAAAAAAGAGUUAAAAUUGAUGAAUAUAGAGAGUGACAACAAUUUUAAGAACAAGAGAUCUUUUGGUGAUAUUAAAUUGCGAAAUGAUACACCGGGCAGUGCCAUGGAUGCGGAAUCAAUUCCGUGUCAAACAACACUGCCCAAAGCUCGUCCAAUAAAUGUGAAUCCAUCCAAAUACGCCAGUCUUCCAGGCUCAAUGCAACCAAAGAAUACCAAUAAAAGCAAUGAUUCUGAUUUUCUUAUGACGAAUGGCCGAACCAAGCUUGGCAUUGAUAUCAGUGCUGUACAUGAUGCGGUGCUUCGUGGUGUUGCCCGUUUGCCUGAAACAAUGGAAAAAGAGCAUCCAGUCACAAUUUACCCGGGUCGAUCAUCACCGGUCAAGCCAAAGUCGUCAACGACUCGAAAAGUUGUUCGCUCUGCUCAUGAUUUAACUGAUAAAAAAUUAAAAUUGCAUUUGAAUGAUGAAUCUACUGACGGCGAAGAAGAAGAAGAUGAAGAAGCAGUUACACAAACGGACAGCCCAUCAGAGGACUUCAAGCCAUUAGCAACAACGGUUAGCUUGUCGCAUUUUGAUAAUCGCCAUAGUUUAAUUACAUCCGAAGAGGACUUUUCGGACGAUUCUUUGGAGAAUGCCCAACCUGAACGUGAUACAUCUACACAAGUCAUCGAAAUCAAAGUAGAAACUAAAGAAAUGGAACAAGAGGAUGAUAUAUCGCUACCAUCACCUAAGCAUGCACCACAAAAUAUUCAACCAGAUCUAACGUUACCCCUGAAAUGUGGAAUCGCAUGGGAAAUUAAAAUGGAUGAAAAUAUCACAACGGAUAAACAUGUGAAGUUACCAUCAGCACCACCUGCGAUUCCAUCAAAUUUUGUUGACUGUGAAAAUAGUGUGGCAUCAACACCGUGCAAUAGUAUUUUAAGUACAGACCAUUCGUUUUCAUCUGAUUGGCCAGACCCGCCCGAAAAUCCAAUUUGCAGCACAGAAGAUGAAGCCGGUUCAAUUGUUACCGAUUCGGAGGACGUAGUUCCAUUGCAAAAAAAUACCAUUCCAAAUGGUACGUAUGUCAUUCGCAAGGGACGCGACCGUAAACAAGUGUUUGAUAUACCGGAAUUUGUGCCAUCGCAUGAAACAGAAAAAGAAUCCGAAAUUGAAUCAAUAUUGGAAUCAAGCCAAGAAUUGCUGAACAUUGAAGAAGCAAAUGACAUACCGCAACCACCGAUAAACAUACCAAAGUAUCGGCAUAGCAUCGAUUUGGCAUUACCGUCAAUGCAGAGCUCACUUCAUUCCGCAAAACAUUCAUUUUGGUCAAAACCAGUUGACAGUCAAUUCAUGCAUACCAACAGCUUAACACCAUCAAAAUCAAAAGAUUAUUCGAGGGAUAAUAAAGGUGGUUCAUCGAAUAAAAUCAAUAUUAAUGAUGAUUUGAAUGCACCACUUAUGCGUGUCGCUUCGUUGCCAAUCAUUAAUGCCCCAGCCCCGGUCAAUCAAGGAGUCGAUUUAGUUUCGACACCACGCCGAGAUUUGGCUCCACCAAUUGAAGAAGAUGAAGAGCCAGAGAGUGAAUCACAGGGAAAACCUGCUCCACUUCGUCAGAUUGAGAAUAACAUCAGUGCUUUGCUACGAGGUGAAAUUUCUGUGAGAGUUCCAGAUAUUCAAGCACCAAGACGUCCACUUGGUUUUCGGGCUGGUGUUCACAAAUCCGAGAGCGCAAAAGAAAUGUUACUAUCUCAACAUGUGUUCGGUGCUUUGCCACCAUCGCCACCAUCAUCCAGUGCAGAUGAGAUUGACGGUUUCCCCCCAUUGCCACCACUUCCAACCGAAAGUAAUGCCGAUGUAUACGAAAACAAAAUUUGGCCUGAUUCACAUAGUUAUCGAUCCACAUCGUUGGGCAAAAAGUAUGAAAAUCGAUAUCGUGAUUCAAUCGAGAGUGCACCACCUGUUCCGCCUCAUCGUUGCCCCUCUACAGAGAAUACGCUUAAAACAAUGUCAAUGGACUCAAAACACUAUAAAAGCUCGAACAUCUUCAUGUCGCCGCACACAACACAUUCAACACACUCACAUGAUCGCAUGGCACUAUCGAAUUCAAGAAAACGUAUGCCAUACAUAAAACACACAACGCCCAGUCCACAUGAAGAACGACGUCUUCAAACAUCUUGUAGUCUUCCAGAAACCCCAAUAUUUGCAAGAGGAUGUGAUGUACCACGAACACCACACCGACGAACACAAGAGAUGCCAAGUGGUGGCAGCCGAACAGCACCACGGCCUAUGAAUAGUUUGAAUUCAUCCAUCGUUGGCAUAGGUAAAAUUCAAAAUAAAACAACAUUUGACCAAUUAACAUUGAUGAUUCUUAAAUUACAAAUAAUAAUAGCCGGAAGCACGCUAAAUGGUCGACAACCACAACGAAGUAUAAACCAUGCGUUAUUAAGUAGUGAAAUGUUGCGAAUAGCUGGUGGCCCUGCACGAGGAUGGUAUCCCAAACAACGGCAAAAUCGGCCGGUUUCCAAUGAGAAUUUAGAUCGUAUUCAUUGCGGUGGUCGUGCCUGGGAUGCGGGCACAUCCAGUCGAAAACCGUUAACAUUGCCGCCAAAUCUGUCGCCAAAUUUCUUCAAAAAAUCACCAACUGAUGCUUUGCGGCGAGUUACCAGUUUGCUCAUUCGCAAAGGCGAAAAAGGAAAAGAUUCCGAUAAAAAGGAAAAGGGCGCUCAAAUUCCUACCGCUCAUCGAUCUUUCGAUGCAGGUGCAAUGGAAUACAAUACCACACCAAAUACACACAAAAAGAAGGGAUUCUUCAAGAGUUUUUGGAAAAAGACCAAACACUAUUCCAUCGAACAAUAAAAAAAAAAUCGAUUGACCAAUACCAGAUUAUAACUGGCCUAAGAGCAUAAAUCGACAAUGAUUCAAGUUUGCAUUUUUCAACACUUUAUUCCGUUAUUUUUUCUUCUUUUAAAUCAUAUUCAAUUAGAAGGGGUGUAAUACCAACGAAUGCGUAUGUUCUUCACACAUUGGAUUAAUAACGAUUAAACAUACCAAACUGACUGCAUUUUUUAGAUGAAAAACUUUACUCAAGCAUCCAGUAGAAAAUCCAAUGAAACAGUAUUACAAGGGAAAAAUAACGUUUUUGCGAUUGCUCCUUUUAUUUAAAUUAGUCACAUCAAAUGUAUUAAGCAAGUGUGAUAUUAACGAAAAUAACAAAUGCCAAUCGAUAAUAUUUUAUGGGCAAAUUGAUGAAUUUCUUUAGCGUAUUUUUAAAAUAUACAACAACAAAGUCAUAAAA
Messenger RNA from Contarinia nasturtii (swede midge), 4258 nucleotides. RefSeq lists its product as uncharacterized. NCBI's taxonomy places the organism in Eukaryota, Metazoa, Arthropoda, Insecta, Diptera, Cecidomyiidae. The transcript is spliced from 15 exons. The record is from RefSeq and is a predicted model, not a curated record. The coding region runs from base 790 to 3819 and encodes 1009 amino acids.